UAUUUAUUUUUUUUUUUUAGUUUGAUGAUGAAUGUCAAACACUACAACAACCCCCGCGAAAUUAUUAUUAUUAUUUAUUUUUAGAUUUAACAGCUUAACAGGCGUUUUUGUUUCAGUCAUUUAUAGAUUGGAUAGGGUUUGAGGCUGUUGCUUUGUUUGUUUAUUUGUAGAUAUGACUGGUCUAAAGUUUUGUUUUUGUUUUAUUCAUAUAGAUUUGACAGGUUGACCGGUUUUGUUGAUGUUGAUUUUCUUUGAAUGCAAAGUAUGUAGAGUCGGCCGUUUUGUUGUUGUUGUUUUGCAUUUAUUAAUUUAUAGAUUUAAAAGGUUACGUGUUCGAUGCGCUCUUGCAUAAUAAUAAUUAUUUUAUUUUUUGACAAGUUGACAGUAUGAGCCAAGUCUGAGGAGACUCGAGUGAGUGGAACCGGUUUCUCUUCCUCUGUCGCUGGUGCGUCCGGCUGCGGGGGGGAGGUUGCGAAACAUCAGGGAGUCUCGGAAAGUUUUCACACCCCCGGAAAAUGCAUCGUGGAGAAGGAGGCGGUGGCGUGAGAGCGGCGAGGAGGGAAACCCGUGACUUCCUUGAUUUUUCCUCUUGAGUGUGAAACCGAACUCUCACUAUAACACUAUAAAAGGGCCGGCUCGACGACACUCCGUUCAAUCUCCUGGACCGGACCGGACCGUGGUGCAGAGAGCCACCAUCCUGUGGAGGUUACCCGCUGAACAAUUCGCCGUCUCGUGCCCUCAGCCGUCCCCAUGUGCGCAUUGUUGGGACCUAAAGACAUGGACAUUGAGUGUCAGGAGAAGAAAGGCCGCGAGCGUGUGCGGUGUCUGGAUGUGUGCAUGGUGGUUUCCAUCCUGGUCCUGUUUGCAGCGCUCACUGUUGUGGCUGCAGCGUGUGUGUCGGCUCUGAUGAAGCUGAGCUCCCAAGUGGACUCGCCGCUGGAGCCGUUUCAAUUUGCAACGGCAGAACUAAGAGGACUCUCACCGAGUCCGGCAUACAAGAUGCAGAACUUUGCUUUCUUGGAGGCAGUCUCAAGCAAGUUGGGGAACUCAACCGUUCAGUGGGAUCCAGUCCACUACAGUGCCGGGGAGUCUGUUGGAAGCAACUUCCAGUUUGACUCAAAGCAACACUCGCUGCAGCCCAGACGUGCGGGGACUUACUUCAUAUACCUGAAUCUCAACCUGACCUGCACGUACAGGUGCAGUGCUGGCCUCCUGAGUGUCCGUGUGGGGGACAAGCUGAGCUGCCAAGUUCACCUUCUCGCGGAGUCCGAACAAGAGAGCAAGAGGUGCUGGGCAGUAGGCUGGUUGGACACCAACACGAGGCUGCUCACCCACAUGAGCGUGCCAAAGGAGGGGCUGCAGAACUGGAAGCUGGAGCUCAACGGUUCUAACUUGGGCAUGUUCCUCGUGGACUAACGUCUGAAAUCAGAACUGCUUGCAUGUGACCUGCAAGUAACCCAACUAAAGAAUGUAACAGGAGCACAGCAUGAGAGACUCCGCGGACCUCUCCUGAAAAAGGAUGCAAAAGAAGAGACGUUGCAAUCAAGGAGGAGAUAUGGACUAGACACUGAUUAUCUUAUUGACUUUUUGUAAUGAUGUGCAUAUUUAUUUAACAACAUGGGACUACUUAUGUUGCAGGUUGCUAUAUGUCAAAUAUGAUGUUAUUGUAGGUCGAUAACACUACAUGAGUGUUAAUGUGCAAUGCUCUUCAAGUUUUUAUUUGAGUUGCUGGUUCUCUUUUGAUUUUAUAGAUGGCUACAAGGUUCUCAUCUGGAUUCACUUCAUAGCAUGUUGGAUAAUAAGCAGCAAUGUGAUCACAGUCAGUGUAAGGUCACAGACUCACAACAUUGCAACACUGACAGUAAAUCACUGUCAGUGUAUAAUAAUGAUUUGAUUGAAUUUUCCAUGCAAUAGUUUGCUAGUUAACAUACAAAUCUGAAGUUAAUCUAACAAUGCCAGUAAAUGAACAGGUUGAUGAGGAAAUAUAACAUAUUUAAUUUCAAGUGUAAAAUGCGGUGAUGUAGCUAUAGAUUUGGGAACCUUUAAAAUAAAGUGGAACCAAAAGAUCAGAUGUAUUGUAUGAUGUUCAAAAUUUGGACUUGCAAAAUGUGAUGAAACAAUGUUAAAUCCAAUGGACAAACUGCAUAGUGGUGAUUGUAUCCAUAUUAACAUGGAAAUAAACCUAUGAGUUACAUGCGUGCGCGCAUGCAUGAAAAGGAGAAAAUGACGUAUGUGACAGUGAUUGUGGCAAUGUACAAGUGGAAUAUUUGAAAAGUGUCUCGCGAAGGGGAAAGUUCCCUGUUGUUGCAUGUAGCGGGAAGUAACAAUGCAUCACUUCCUGUUUAUUUAUUUUUCAAGUGCCAAAAACACCUUACUAUAUACAUUCAAUUUAUAAUUUAUUAUUAUAGUUUUGCACCACUGCAAACCAACCACAAUAAUAAAGAUAACGUUAAGGCAUCUUUAACUAUUUCAAUCCAUUUUGAACAAUUGCAUUGGAUCUCGCCAGACAAGAUAUUUAGAAAAAAACAGCAUCUAAAUUAAAAAUUAAUAUUUUGUUUUUGUUUAUGAAAAGAUAAUCGGUGGAGAGGUACUGUCAAAAAAUAAUUCUUGGCAAAAAUAUACUAUUAUAACGGAACAGAGUAAAGGAGAGUUUAAAUUGCUCCUUGCAGGUUGCCAUCAACCACAUAAUGGCCAACUUUCAUGUUCUAAGGUGUGCACAGGAGAUGUGCAUGUGUUGAUUUGGGGUUUACAACAGGAAAUAACCCAAUUAUUCUAUCUAAACACUCUCCAUGUCACUUUCAUAUCAUGCUGUCUUUGUCAACAUUGCUUGUUGAAGCCUUGCAUGCCCUUUUGUCUCAGAAUGGUGCUUUUAUUUACAAAUACAUUUAUACAGUAAGAUGCAGAAAUAUUUUGACAAUGACUUUCUCCCCCCGAUAUUUCCGCUUUACGUCGUCACAAUGGUUUGUAAAUAUAAGUCAAGACAUAAUUAAAGUAUAAACU
Messenger RNA from Phycodurus eques (leafy seadragon), 3000 nucleotides. RefSeq lists its product as uncharacterized. The coding region runs from base 751 to 1416 and encodes 221 amino acids. Gene Ontology annotation, biological process: positive regulation of cytotoxic T cell differentiation; positive regulation of activated T cell proliferation. The record is from RefSeq and is a predicted model, not a curated record. Gene Ontology annotation, molecular function: tumor necrosis factor receptor superfamily binding. The transcript has 3 exons. Lineage: Eukaryota; Metazoa; Chordata; Actinopteri; Syngnathiformes; Syngnathidae. Gene Ontology annotation, cellular component: plasma membrane.